Messenger RNA from Sphaeramia orbicularis (orbiculate cardinalfish), 1867 nucleotides. RefSeq names its product SEC13 homolog, nuclear pore and COPII coat complex component (gene sec13). Lineage: Eukaryota; Metazoa; Chordata; Actinopteri; Kurtiformes; Apogonidae. Gene Ontology annotation, cellular component: COPII vesicle coat; nuclear pore outer ring. The transcript has 9 exons. Bases 123 to 1085 code for a protein of 320 amino acids. Gene Ontology annotation, molecular function: structural molecule activity; protein binding. The record is from RefSeq and is a predicted model, not a curated record. Gene Ontology annotation, biological process: protein import into nucleus; positive regulation of TOR signaling; COPII-coated vesicle budding.
AACUGCAUACGGAAGUGAUGUCACUACUUGUUGCCACGUCGGAAUUCGUAGUGAUCCGGUUAUUCAUUUAAUUUGAAGUUAGAAAUAAUCUUUUGGGGUGGAGUUUGUGGAUCAUUUUAAUCAUGGUUUCUGUCAUUAACACGGUGGACACAUCUCACGAGGAUAUGAUCCACGAUGCACAGAUGGACUACUAUGGGACCAGACUGGCCACCUGCUCCUCUGACCGCACUGUAAAGAUCUUUGAUGUCAGAAAUGGAGGACAGAUAUUGGUAGCAGACCUUAGAGGUCAUGAAGGUCCAGUGUGGCAGGUGGCGUGGGCACACCCCAUGUUCGGAAACAUCUUGGCUUCAUGUUCCUACGAUCGCAAAGUGAUCGUCUGGAAAGAGGAGAACGGAGCAUGGGACAAGAUGUACGAGUACACUGGCCACGAGUCCUCAGUCAACUCGGUGUGCUGGGGUCCAUAUGACUUUGGGCUCAUCCUGGCCUGUGGAAGCUCAGACGGAGCCAUUUCCCUCCUGACAUUCACUGGAGACCAGCAGUGGGACGUCAAGAAGAUCAGCAACGCACACACGAUCGGCUGUAAUGCCGUCAGCUGGGCUCCUGCUGUGGUUCCUGGCAGUCUGAUCGAUCAGCCCACCGGACAGAAACCAAACUACGUCAAACGCUUCGUCUCUGGAGGUUGUGACAACCUGGUCAAACUGUGGAAGGAGGAGGAGGGCCAGUGGAAGGAGGACCAGAAGCUGGAGGCUCACAGUGAUUGGGUGCGAGAUGUGGGCUGGGCUCCUUCUAUUGGUCUGCCCACCAGUACCAUCGCCAGCUGCUCCCAGGACGGUCGUGUGUUCAUCUGGACAUGUGACGACCCCGCAGGAAACACCUGGAGCGCCAAACUCCUGCACAAGUUCAAUGAUGUGGUCUGGCACGUCAGCUGGUCCAUCACUGGGAACAUCCUGGCAGUUUCUGGAGGAGACAACAAGGUGACUCUGUGGAAGGAGUCGAUGGAUGGCCAGUGGGCGUGUAUCAGUGAUGUCAGCAAAGGCCAAGGCGCCGUGUCCACCAUUACAGACACACAACAGAACGAGCAGUGACGCACACACACACUCACAGGACGUUGGACACACAUGUCCUCCACUGGUCCUUUUUUUAAGAAUUGGUUGGUUUCAGUUUUUCCUGGACAUGUUUCGGUUUCAGUCCUCCUCGGCUUCAUUUUGGACGGUUUGCACAACCGUUAAGGCGGAUCCACUCCACACUCCAUCCUUACCCAUGAUGCUCUGCUUCUGAAACAUUCCUUCUCCGCUCAUGGGGAACCAUCGUCCAUCAAAGCCCCCUGAUGCACACAUAAACUCUGGUUCUGUUCACUAUAUUUACUGCAUUAGUUCCAGAUGGGCUUCGCUGCUCGGACUGAACCUGAACAUCGUCCCAGUGAAAUUAAACACAAACACAGGAUCCAGUUCAGUCCUCCGUCGUUCAAAACCUUCUCCUGAGUCCCAUCAUUACAAAUCAGAAGUGAAUGUUAGAGUUGUGUCUGACAUGCGAACAUUCACAGUGUGUAUAUGAACAGUGUUUGUUCCACUUCAGUGACAGUUCCUUUAAAACCUUCAGAUCCACAUCGGACUCGUCUUCAUAUUAUCAGUAGAAUAUGAGUCUGUCACCACAGCUCCUGUUUUCAACACAUUCAACAGGUUAACGCCCACUUAUAUGUUAAUACUUCAUGUUUCUGCCUUAAACCAGUACGUUUCCAUGGCAACCAGGUGUCAACAUGUUCCAGAGACAAAUUUAAAUGAAACUGUGUUUUCAUUUAUCUUUAAUAUCAAAACUAUGGAUGUUUGUCAUAUUUGAUGUGAUUAAAUAAGUUUAAUGUUGAAAAGUU